Molecule: messenger RNA, 1956 nt
Organism: Echinococcus granulosus
Lineage: Eukaryota; Metazoa; Platyhelminthes; Cestoda; Cyclophyllidea; Taeniidae
Product: glucose-regulated protein
Exons: 2
Coding region: 1-1956 (651 amino acids)
Biological process (GO): endoplasmic reticulum unfolded protein response; protein refolding; cellular response to unfolded protein
Cellular component (GO): cytoplasm; membrane; endoplasmic reticulum lumen
Molecular function (GO): ATP hydrolysis activity; heat shock protein binding; misfolded protein binding
Source: RefSeq, a predicted model, not a curated record
AUGGGUCCGUCCACUUACGUUGGUAUUUUUUUACUCUGUAUUCUCACGUUGUCCCGUUGCAAAUCCGGCAAAGAAGAGUACGGGACUGUCAUAGGUAUUGAUCUGGGUACAACUUAUUCAUGUGUUGGUGUUUUCAAGAACGGACGUGUUGAAAUCAUCGCAAAUGACCAAGGCAAUCGUAUAACCCCAUCUUAUGUUGCAUUCUCUGGUGAUGGUGAACGACUGAUUGGUGAUGCAGCCAAAAAUCAAUUGACCUCAAAUCCUAAGAAUACUUUGUUCGACGCCAAACGACUCAUCGGUCGUGAUUAUGACGAUAAAGAUGUGCAGGGUGAUAUUAAACGUUAUCCGUUCAAGGUGAUAAAUAAGAACAAUAAACCGUAUAUGAAAGUUCAAGUAGGGAGUGAGGAGAAGGGCUUCGCCCCCGAGGAGGUUUCGGCUAUGGUUCUUAGUAAAAUGAAGGAAAUUGCCGAGGCCUAUCUUGGCACUGAAGUUACCCACGCUGUCGUCACUGUGCCCGCCUACUUCAAUGACGCUCAACGUCAAGCGACCAAAGAUGCUGGUGCCAUUGCUGGUCUGACUGUGUUGCGAAUUAUCAAUGAACCAACUGCCGCUGCGAUUGCCUAUGGUUUGGAUAAAAAAGAUACUGAGAAGAACAUCCUCGUAUUUGAUCUUGGUGGUGGCACCUUCGAUGUCUCCCUCCUGACAAUCGACAAUGGUGUGUUUGAAGUUGUCGCGACCAGUGGUGACACUCAUCUUGGUGGUGAAGACUUCGAUCAGCGCCUCAUCGAUUACUUCGUCAAGUUAUACAAGAAGAAGGAAGGCAAGGACAUUACAAAGGAUGAUCGCGCAGUUCAAAAACUGAGACGUGAAGUUGAGAAGGCAAAACGCACGCUUAGCACAGAGCACAGCACAAUGAUCGAGAUCGACAACCUCUUUGAAGGCAAAGACUUCUCUGAACCUUUGACAAGAGCUCGUUUUGAAGAGUUAAAUAAUGACCUCUUCCGUAGCACUCUCAAACCCGUUAUGAAGGUGAUGGAAGAUUCUGGUCUUAAAAAGGAGGAUAUUGAUGAUAUUGUCCUCGUUGGUGGGUCCACAAGGAUACCCAAAAUUCAACAGCUAGUUAAGGAGUUCUUUAACGGAAAGGAACCAAGCAGAGGCAUCAAUCCUGAUGAAGCUGUCGCUUACGGUGCCGCAGUGCAAGCUGGUGUUAUUAGUGGUGUUGAAGACACUGGUGAUAUCGUGCUCCUCGACGUUUGCCCCUUAACCAUGGGUAUUGAGACUGUCGGAGGUGUUAUGACUAAACUCAUCCCUAGAAAUACUGUCAUUCCCACCAAAAAGUCGCAAAUCUUUUCGACUGCUGCUGAUAAUCAGCCAACUGUCACUAUUCAGGUGUUUGAGGGUGAGCGUCCGAUGACUAAGGACAAUCACUUCCUGGGCAAGUUCGACCUGACAGGCAUUCCGCCGGCUCCUCGUGGUUUACCUCAAAUCGAAGUUACCUUCGAAAUUGAUGUGAAUGGUAUUCUCCGAGUAUCCGCCGAGGACAAAGGUACUGGAAAGAAAAGCAAUAUUGUCAUAAACAAAGAGACAAACCGCCUCACUCCUGAGGAAAUUGAGCGCAUGAUUCAGGAUGCCGAGAAGUUCUCUGAUCAGGAUAAACAAGUCAAGGAGCGUGUGGAGGUCCGCAAUGACCUUGAGAGCCUUGCAUACUCCAUUAAAAACCAGGUCAAAGAUAAGGAGAAGAUGGGUGGGAAGUUGAGUGACGAUGAGAUUAAGACUAUAGAGGAUGCAGCUGAUGAGGCUAUUAAGUGGAUGGAGAAUAAUCCACAGGCCGAGACCAGUGAUUACAAGAAGCAGAAGGCGAAUCUCGAGAGUGUUGUUCAGCCCAUCGUGAGCAAGCUCUACGAAGGCGCGGCUCCUCCUCCUCCGACUGAAAGCACGCCGAAGGAGGAGUUAUAA